CCCCCCAAGCUGGACUCAGCAGUGUACCUAAGAUGGCAUCUGCCUUGCCGAUGCAGCGCUCUUGUCCCUACUGCGGGAACCACAUCCUCACAGUGACCACCCCAGUCCCAGGGGCCCUCUCCUGGCUGCUGUGUACAGGCCUCUUUAUGUUUGGGUGUGUCCUGGGUUGCUGUCUCCUCCCUUUCUACAUGGACAGAUUCAUGGAUGUGAAGCAUACAUGCCCCGUGUGCGGGCACGAACUCUUCCGCUACCGUCGCCUGGGAACCUCGGCAAAAUAAAUGUGUAUUAAGAGACAUUUACCUG
This is a messenger RNA of Artibeus jamaicensis (Jamaican fruit-eating bat), 303 nucleotides long. Its product is annotated as LITAF domain-containing protein-like. Gene Ontology annotation, biological process: regulation of cytokine production. Gene Ontology annotation, molecular function: zinc ion binding. NCBI's taxonomy places the organism in Eukaryota, Metazoa, Chordata, Mammalia, Chiroptera, Phyllostomidae. The annotation marks the transcript as partial. The transcript is spliced from 2 exons. The record is from RefSeq and is a predicted model, not a curated record.